Messenger RNA from Anopheles cruzii, 855 nucleotides. RefSeq names its product trypsin epsilon-like. Gene Ontology annotation, molecular function: serine-type endopeptidase activity. Gene Ontology annotation, biological process: proteolysis. The record is from RefSeq and is a predicted model, not a curated record. The transcript has 4 exons. The coding region runs from base 1 to 855 and encodes 284 amino acids. Lineage: Eukaryota; Metazoa; Arthropoda; Insecta; Diptera; Culicidae.
AUGUGGCACACCGUUGUCCUCGUGACGGCCAUCGCCAUCUGCGGGCCGUUCGAUUCGAGUUGCGCCUCUCCCCUGUCGGUGGAGGAAGUCAUCGCUCGGGUGAACCGUGGUCCCCGUUGGGUAGCCACCGGAAACCGGAAGAAUUUUGCUGGCAACCAGCAAGGGUACCGUAUCGUCGGUGGCAUCGAGACGAGCAUCGAAGCCGUUCCCUAUCAGGUGUCGUUGCGGUAUUUAAAUAAGCACAUCUGUGGCGGAUCCAUCAUCUCUCAUUCGUGGAUCCUGACGGCGGCCCACUGCCUGGAGUGGUAUCCCAACAAUGACCAAAUUAGAGUUCACGCCGGAAGUAGCAGCGUCUCGUCGGGUGGUUCGCUGCACGAAGUGUUCUACUAUCACCUGCACCCGGCCUACGAUGCCGUCGAGUACCAGUGGGACGUGGCCACGAUCCGGGUUCGCUCGGUCAUGGCACCGGGCAUCGGCAGGGCAACCAUUGCGCUGCCACCGGCCACCGGAGCGCCGGAAUGGACCAUCGGCGAAAACGUCACGGUGUCCGGCUGGGGCUUCGAGAUUGCGAACGGACACGUCGUCGAUAGUUUGCGCAUGGUUCAGCUGGUGGCCGUCUCCCGCCCGAGUUGCAACGAAAGCUGGUCCGGUUUCAUCACGGAGGACAUGGUCUGUGCCGGAGCUCCGCUUGCCGAUGCCUGCGAUGGGGACAGUGGCGGGCCGGCGGUACAGGAUGGCAUUCAGUAUGGGAUCGUAUCGUGGGGAGCGUCCGAGUGUGGCAAUCUGCCGGGAGUGUACACCAACUUGGCCCACCCGUCCAUACGCACGUUCAUACAGCGCACCACGAUGGUGUAA